AUGUUACCUAGGAUAUCUUAGAGUCAACAACUUCAUUCACUUCAUUAUUCUGAGGAAGUAACAUUAAACGAAGUGAAAAGAAGGAAAAAAGAAUUAGAAUUGUAGGCAUAAAGUGUGGAGAAUCGAAUAAGGUAACUUCGAAAUGAAGAAGGCAAAUUAAUCAAAAGAAUUAAAUAAACAGAAUAAUUGACAUCUGAAGUUUAUCAAUAAAAAGUAGCAGCUCAUCUGAAAAAGCAAUAAAAAUUACAAUAAAAUGCACUUUAUUAUAGAAAUUCAUAGAAUGAUUCCAAAGAUCUAAUAGAUUAGUCCAUUGGAAAUGAUCGAUAUAGAGAACUCUACAUAAAAACAACCAUAGAACGAAAUUAAUUGAAAAAAGUCAAAUAAGAAUUCAGAUAAUAUAAACAUGAUGAAGCAUAAAAUUACAGGAAGUUAUUAUAAUAUGAACAGUUUAAAUUUAUUGAGGAACAAAGAAAGUGGCAAGAAAAUUAGAAGUUAAAAGCAGCUUUAAGGAAGCAAGAGUAAAACUUAUCAGAAAUUCUAAUACGAGAGAAAUUAAAUGAAAAAAAAAUCAAAAUAAAAUAGGAACAGGAUUAAUUAAAAGUCAAAACAAUUCAAGAAAAUGAAGAAAAAGAAAAACAUAUCAAAUAAUUAGAGAUUUAGGAAUUGCAUAUUGUGCAAAAGCUAUAGGCAACGUAAUAAAGGGAGAAGGAUGUUAAAGGAAAAUUGAUUGCUGCCACUAGACUAUAGCCAGAGCAAUUUGCUAAAACGUUUCACUCCGUUAACAACACAUCAUUAAUUGCAGAACAAUCUAACAUAUAAAAUAAUAAUAAAUAAGAUGGUUAUUAAUAAGAGAAUUAAUAAACUCAAAGUAACAAUGAACAAAAAGAAGAAUAACAUAACGAAGGCCAGUAAGGUACAUAAACUGAAGAGUGA
Molecule: messenger RNA, 933 nt
Organism: Paramecium tetraurelia
Lineage: Eukaryota; Ciliophora; Oligohymenophorea; Peniculida; Parameciidae
Exons: 3
Source: RefSeq, a predicted model, not a curated record